AUGCCUCUCUUCAGAAAGGAAAAACGAACUGUCCAUGGCAUCUAUCCCAGCAAACAAAGCUCUAACCUCUUCAAAGCAUCUAGCAUCAGCAUCAGUCCGGCCAAAAAGGGAAAGGCGGGCGAGGGGGUCCAGGCGUCCGUCGAUAGCGUCAUGACACCCAAUCCGAACGGGAACGGUGAACCAUUCGUUGUUGACUUUGCAAUAAUGCACGAUGAGCCAGCCUCAAACGAGCGGAGGGCUCCGCGCACGCCCGAUCGAUCAAAUGUCGAUCCCGAGGAACAUUGGUUCUCUGACGAUGAUAAUGCUGCUCCCCCUCCCCCAGACUUCGCCUCCAGGCGUGAUAUACACAUUCCCUCGAGGACAAGCUCAAGUACACCGCAAGCGGAAAGAAAACGAAUACGCAUGCAAAGACGAUUGAGUUGCGACGCAGCUUCAUUCUUCAUGCCUUCCACGCCCGAUCCCUACCAGAGUAGGACCCGUGAUGGGUCCCAAACUCCGGGUAGCAACAUUGCACCACAUACUUCAGAGUCCCCCCGUGGGCGCAGCAUAGCACCUACCACACUCCGCAGCUCGAAUGCUUCUGUCAUGUCCUACGAAUCAUCGGCACCAUCAUUUGCUACUCACGCUCUCGUCCCUCUGCAGCAGAAAGGUCUUGCGGAUGACGUCGACCGUCUUGCACCUCUCCUCGAAGACGACCCUUGCUCAUUUGACCUUGUCUCCGCCCCUGUUGACAAUGGACGGAAGCAAUUUUCACUGGAGCAGCGCUCCGAGCAACUAUUUUCCAAGCAACAUCUCCAGGCUAUUUUCAAGGACACUUCAUCUCUACUUCGAUUCACCUCAUUUCUCAGCGCUGCAAGACCACAAUCAGUUCCAGUUUUAAUCUACUAUCUUGAUGCAUUAAAAGCACUCCGAGCAAUCAGCUACGCAAACGCCGUAGCAGAAGGAUUGGACCCCAUUGAAGGGUUGGAUUUUACGCAAACAGCAGCACGACCUACCAUGAACGCAGUUUUAGAAGAGAAAGCCAACAAAGCAUUUGAUGUGCUUGUUCGGGACGAUUUGCCAGCAUUCAUCACCCACGUUUUUGUCCAGGUGGUUAGCGUCAGCAUUGCCAAGCGCGUCACAGGAGCUCUACCUCCUUUGCUCAGAGAGGCCAGCGAGGGACUUGCAGAAGUCUUCUGCCUGUCAGAUCCGUCCAGAUCUGAUAACCCCAUCAUUUUUGCAUCAGAAGAAUUCCAUCGCACUACACAAUAUGGGGUCAGCUACGCCAUUGGAAGGAACUGCCGCUUUUUGCAAGGCCCGAAGACGAACCGAAGCAGUGUCGCCCGCUUCAAGCAAGCCGCCAUCGAAGGCAAAGACCACAGUGAAGUGUUUCUAAACUAUCGCCGGGACGGCUCGCCCUUUAUGAAUCUGCUGAUGAUAGCUCCGCUGCUCGAUUCGCGCGGCAACCUCCGUUACUUCAUCGGCGCGCAAAUCGAUGUCUCAGGCCUUGUAAAAGAUGGCACAGACCUGGACGCUUUCCAGCGUAUGCUAGCGCAGCAAGACGGCAAAGAAGAGGAGGAUCCGCUGAAAGAUGAGUUUCAAGAACUCAGUGAAAUGUUCAAUCAUGUUGAGCUCGACACUGUAAGAAAGUAUGGGGGUAGCAUGCACAGGGAGCAAUUGGAGGACGGGAGACCAAACUCGUCGCAAAAGCCAAGAUUAUUGAUCCAGGAUCAAUCAACAUAUGAUGUUGACAAAGCGGAGAAGCCACCACCAAAACCCGACGGCAGACUCUCCGGGCCAUAUAAGCACUACCUCAUCGUCCGACCAGCACCUUCUCUACGGAUUCUAUUCACCUCGCCCUCCCUCCGUGUCCCUGGAAUACUUCAAUCUCGCUUCCUAGAUCGAAUUGGCGGCAGUAAUCGGGUCCGUGAAUCCCUCGGCAGCGCCCUCGCAGAUGGCUCACGCGGCGUAACCGCAAAAGUCCGUUGGCUCCCCCACGCGGUUGCAGACCUCGAGAACAGCCAAGAGGAAGGCCGGCCGCGCUGGAUCCAUUGUACGCCACUGCUCGGUUCAUCCGGAGCAGUAGGUGUAUGGAUGGUUGUCCUCGUUGAUGAAAAGGAUCACUCGCAGCCCGUACGUAGGUUCCGCCAAGCUCCCCCUGUGUCCAACGAUAUCCGGGCUCAGCGACUGCAGAGAGAUAACCGACUCGACGGCUUCGAAGAUGAUGCUGAGAGGAGUGAUUCCUUCUCCUCGCAUUGCGCUUUUGGGCCAGCCGUGUAUGGCCCUACUGUGUCCAAUGGUCACAAUGUAGCUCGCCAUCUGAAUGUAGAUGCCCUACGCCGGCCAUCUAGUCCUCGGUAUGCUCCGCAAUCGCCCGUGUAUGAGAGAGGUUCGAUGAAAUCUGCAAGUUCGUCGAUGAAAGAGAACGUGCUUCAACGCGAGCGCAGUGCGGAUUCUUUUGCUAUUUAG
Molecule: messenger RNA, 2448 nt
Organism: Plenodomus lingam JN3
Lineage: Eukaryota; Fungi; Ascomycota; Dothideomycetes; Pleosporales; Leptosphaeriaceae
Cellular component (GO): nucleus
Source: RefSeq, a predicted model, not a curated record